Molecule: messenger RNA, 591 nt
Organism: Striga hermonthica
Lineage: Eukaryota; Viridiplantae; Streptophyta; Magnoliopsida; Lamiales; Orobanchaceae
Source: the annotation of a GenBank genome assembly
AUGGUCUCCCUAGAAAAGGCCCUUCAAUCUACACUAAAUUCGGCAACCGAGCAGCCCACGAGCCCGCGGGUAUCGUUCUCGUCCGAUUUUUUCGACGAGCGCGACUUCAUCUCCAUAUGCCCCGACCCUAUGUGGGACCCGCACGGCUCGUUAGACGAAUCCAAUUCCGAGCUGGACAUGAUAGAGUUCGAGUUCCCAUCCGGAAGCCGCCGGCCGAGCACGAUGAUGCCCGCGGACGAGCUCUUCCACCGGGGCAAGAUGCUCCCGUUCCUCAAGCCCGGCCCCAAGUCCGACACAAAACCUCGGGAAGAUAUGGCGACGAUGAGAUGGUUACCGGACGAGGGCCCGUCCCCGAGGCCGCCGAAAUGCACCGUCCUUUGGAAGGAGCUGUUGAGUUUGAAAAAACGGCGCGCCACGUCGGUGCCGGAUAUUUCGUUAAGUGAUGCUAUCGGUAAGAAAGGAAACCAGAGAACGGUGGGUGUGAGGUUAAGGCCGGCGAUUAGCGUGCCGAUUUGCAGUCACGCGAAGAGCACAGUGUUUUCUCCGAUUUUUCGGUCCAGGAAAGGUGGGCUUAGAGAGGUGAUCAGGUGA